AUGCACAACCCGUCUUCCAAGCUCUCCCUGGAGGCGCGGUUAACUGGUGCCGAAGGGGUGUUGAGACACAUACAUGGCCUUUUGGACGAUCUGUUCGAAGCGGUCGAGGAUGUUAUGACGCUUGCUCUGCCCCGGUUCCAGACUGAUGUGGACGAGGCCGCAGCGGCUGACAACGGAAACCCACUUGAUCAAGCCCUGCUUGACGAGGAUCAAAAUGAGGAGGGGAACGACGAAGCGGAUGACGGUGACGACGUGUUCUCCGCCGAGUCCUUGAUGGAAGAAAUGAGCGACGCUCUCCGAGGACUGUUUCGUGCUGGGGUGCUGGUCCGCAAAGCCUCCGCCCGGGACCGAUUCGCCCACGCACUCAAAGCUUCGCGGGGGCAGUUUUUGGGCCAGUUUGACAUCGAGUAUGCCGAGCAGAAAUUCUCCAAGCUCAGAAGACUGCGAGAGGAGUCCGCCUGGCUUACCAGAAGGCUCGGUAGCGCCAACUCCAAGAGGCGCCAGGUGCAAAAGUACUACCGAGACCACAAGUUACGCCUCGCAGCCGGAGAGCAAACAAGUCGCGAGGAGGACGAGAGCCGCACGGAAAAGCUCUCUAGUAAAGCAACCACCCUUAUGCCGGGGCAGCUGCAGCUGCGGCUUCUACAAGACACCCUGCCCGAGGACGAAAACGACGACGCCAUAUCCCUGACCAGCGCGGUAACAACAUUUGAGCAGGGGGCGACGCUCAAGCUGCCCCGUCUCGCGUUGCUUUCUCCAGACGGCGAGCCGUUUGAGUGCCCAAUUUGCUUCGUCCUAUGCGCAUGUGCCACAGAGAAAUCCUGGAAGAUACACGCAUACAACGACAUCAGGCCCUACAUCUGCACUUUGGGCGGUCCCGAGUGCGAGGAGCUGAUGUUUCCCGACAGGAACUCCUGGUUUCAGCAUGAGCUCUCAGAACACCGCUCCACCUUCGUCUGCGCUAUAUGCUCUGCCAAUGGCUUCGACACGAUGGCCAAGUUCAAGGAUCAUGUCCUUGUCCACGGGCAAUUGGCUGGAGAGCAGGUCAACGACCUCCUGGCAGCAGGACGCCAGGUUCAGCACGAGUUCGGCGCUAGCGCUUGUCCCUUCUGCGUCGAGUGGGAAGAUGCGAGAGGUCACCGUGGUUCGGGCAGGGUGACAGGCCCCCAGCUGAAAAGACACGUGGCGACCCAUUUGGAGCAGCUGGCCCUUUUCUCAGUCCCCCGUGAGGUUAUAUGCGGCCCUGAAGACUCUCAGGCGGGAAGCUCUGGCGGAUCAGGAGGCUCGAUACCCAACAUGGGCACAAUCAGCUUUGCUGUGGACCCCAGCUCUGAUUUUUUGGCCGACCUUCCCGACGCCGAAGAGAAUGAGACGGAGGGCAUCGCCCGCCACUGGGACGAGCUAGCCGAAAAGGAGAGGAAGAAUCGGGAGGUCAUAGAGGCCACUAGGGGGGGUUCUGGGGUGCUUUUGGGAGAUCUCGUCAAUGCCGGUGACUUUCGGGUGGGAAGCUCUAGCGGGUGGAUGAGUUUCCAGGCCGCAAUGGACGGCGGUAGGAAGUACCAGCGUCAUCGGGAAGAUCUCGUUAAUGCCGGUGUCGACGAGAAGUACAUUGAGGCGAUUACGAAGAAGCAGGAGGAGGCUGGGAUGCGAGAAGAGGCCAAAGAUGGCUUCAGACAGGGCAUGGAUGAAAUAAGUUCAUCUCUGGAAGAAGACUUGAGGGCAAUUGAAAAAGCCAGGGCCAACGCCGGACAGGCCGCCAAAGAGCAAUUUGAAGCGGUACGGAAAACUGGAGAGAAUAUCAUGGAAAGUGGCGCAGGCAACAGCCAGGACCAGAGGGAAAGCAGUGUCAUCAUUGAAGCAGACGAGACCGGCCCGUCCGAUGCACUGGAAUCCUCUGAAAGACCAAAGAUGGAUUUCGGCGGACAGCAAGUAGCCACGGCCGGGGCGAGCUUCACCGCAUGCUUCCCUGCCGCGCCCAAGGCCGUCCGCGAUAGGGCACUGGAGCGAGAGAGGGCCAGGAAGCGGCCGGCCGACCCCCCGUCCACGUCUGCUAUCUCACGUCCCAGUCCCCUCGGCGGUGACUGCUAG
Gaeumannomyces tritici R3-111a-1 is the source of this 2088-nucleotide messenger RNA. RefSeq lists its product as hypothetical. NCBI's taxonomy places the organism in Eukaryota, Fungi, Ascomycota, Sordariomycetes, Magnaporthales, Magnaporthaceae. The coding region runs from base 1 to 2088 and encodes 695 amino acids. The transcript is spliced from 2 exons. The record is from RefSeq and is a predicted model, not a curated record.